AUGACCCCCUCUGUCAACGGGAGCGGCCCCUGGUACAAGGCCAGUGAAAGGGCGUGGAGCUUCUCUACGACCGGAAAGAUACUCAUCUCCAUCGACGGCAUUGAAGACACGGAGGGCAUCAACCGCUUUGCGCAGCCUGCACCUGUCCCGGCCCCGCAGCCGGUGCUGGCCCCUGCCGUGCAGCCUGUGCUGGCCCCUGCCGUGCAGCCGGUGCUGGCCCCUGCCGUGCAGCCUGUGCUGGCCCCUGCCAUGCAGCCUGUGCUGGCCCCUGCCGUGCAGCCUGUGCUGGCCCCAGCCGUGCAGCCUGUGCCUGUCCCGGCCUUCCAGACUGUGCCGGCCCCACUCGCGCAGCCUGUGCCUGUCCUGGCCGCACCAUUUGUGCCUGUCCCUGCCGCCCAGGUUGCGCCUGUCACGGGCGCGCAGGCUGAGCCCGUCCCGGCCGCACGUCCUGUGCCUGCACCGGCCGCACAGGCAGGGCCUGCUCCGGUCACACAGGCUGGACCUGUCCAGGCCGCAUGGGGGGACGGCUUUCUUUCUCCUGCUUUCACCAGCAUUCUCCUACCGACUCCUGGUGUCUCCUUUUUCUCCCUCUCAUCUGUAUCUCCAUGCGGUCACCUGUGUCGUACUGCUUCCGCAUUCUUCCUCCUCCGCUGCCCAGGACGUUAA
This is a messenger RNA of Closterium sp. Naga37s-1, 666 nucleotides long. The record is from the annotation of a GenBank genome assembly. Lineage: Eukaryota; Viridiplantae; Streptophyta; Zygnematophyceae; Desmidiales; Closteriaceae.